Culicoides brevitarsis is the source of this 1320-nucleotide messenger RNA. RefSeq lists its product as uncharacterized. NCBI's taxonomy places the organism in Eukaryota, Metazoa, Arthropoda, Insecta, Diptera, Ceratopogonidae. The record is from RefSeq and is a predicted model, not a curated record. Gene Ontology annotation, molecular function: DNA-directed DNA polymerase activity. The transcript is spliced from 3 exons. The coding region runs from base 55 to 1263 and encodes 402 amino acids. Gene Ontology annotation, biological process: DNA replication; DNA synthesis involved in UV-damage excision repair; nucleotide-excision repair, DNA gap filling. Gene Ontology annotation, cellular component: delta DNA polymerase complex; nucleus.
AACAAACAAAAAAAUUAUCGUAUUCUGCUUCCUUCUUAAAAAAAUUGCCUUAAAAUGACAAAAUUGGAUGCUGAUCUUGAGAAAUCCUGCUUGGAGGAAAUUUCUCAUUUGGUUUUAGAUUCCGGCAAAAAGGUAACUUUACCGCUUUUGUCUCACAAUCACAAAUUGUCCUUCGCCCAAUGCAGUGAACUUUUGGAUCUUUGGUUGAAGAAAAAUAAAGUUCAUGCGGGAAAAAUUGAUUGUUCUUAUGCCGUUCAGUACCAAGAUGAGAAUGGAAAUCCUGUUGUCGGGAUGCUUUCUUACGACAAACUCAAGUGUGUAAAAGUGAAUAAAUCCAACAAAAACCUCAAAGAAACACUUUUUGGCAUCGUUCAGACAAGCGAGAAUCGUUCCUUGGGUCUCCAAGAACACUUUGACAACAUCGACAUUCCAAUAAAAGCGAAAUUCGGUCUUCGCAAUGCCAUCGAGAGACCAACUCCGGUAGUUAGUGAGCCCAAAAUUCACAUAAAAUCGGAAAAAGUCACGAGUUCGGGCACGAAAAACAUCUCAAACAUGUUCGCAGCGAAGGAAAAACCGAAAGAAGUGAAAAAAGAGGAGCCCAAAAAGACUCCCGUGAAGAAAGAAUCGCCUCCGAAGAAGGAAUCUCCGAAAAAAGCAACAAAACCCGCUGCCAAGGGAAAUAUUUCGUCAUUUUUCUCGAAAGGAGCUGCCAAACCAUCAACUUCUGUCAAACAAGAACCUCCAAAAACGCCAAAAGAAGAACCAAACACGUCAAAAAAUAAACUUAUCGACUCGGAUGACGACGAAGUAAUCGACGGAACGCCGCAAGAAAAACGCGUUCGCACGAAAAAAAUCGUUCAAUCGGCGAAACAUUCGAGAAUUGCCGUUUUGGAGGACUCGAGCGAAAGCGAAAACGAAGAAGAAAAAGACCGAAAACGAGCUGAACGUGAAAUUGAAGCAAACGUCUCGGAGGAAGAAAAAGAAGAAGAGAAGAAAAAAUCUCCGGAAAAGCCAAAAACGGAAGAAACUUCGACGACGACGGGAGGAAAACGCAAAGCUUAUCGUCAAGUUGUUCGAAAAUAUCAAGAUGCGGAUGGAUUUUUGGUUACGCGAAAGGAGAAGGAAGAAUAUUUUGUGUCUGAUGAGGAAGAUGGUCCAGCAGAGAAGAAGCAAAAGUCGGAGGAGAAACCGAAAACGGAAGCUCCAAAGCCAGCGGCGAAGACAAAACAAAAGAAUAUUAUGAGUUUCUUCACGAAAAAAUAAUUUUUGAAGCGUACUUCUGUUUUUCAAUAAUUUUUAAUAAAAAAAAAAUAAUAUUUU